AUGAAGUUGAUUAUCACCACUUUGAUGUCUCUUGUCACCUCGGUUGCAGCCCAGACAUAUCCAGAGUGCACUGCCGAAGUCGCGCGAAGCGAUGAUUGCGCCGCUGUCAUCAACGCAAACGCGUGCUACAACAAGUUUCGAUGGAGCGCGCAGACCUUGACAUGCAUAGAUGGAAAUGACAAUGCAUUGAAGCAAAAAAAGGUAAAAAUGAGUACGGUUGGUGACAAAAAAUGCGAAGCUAACGAGAGCGGUGUUUGA
Molecule: messenger RNA, 258 nt
Organism: Alternaria arborescens
Lineage: Eukaryota; Fungi; Ascomycota; Dothideomycetes; Pleosporales; Pleosporaceae
Exons: 1
Coding region: 1-258 (85 amino acids)
Source: RefSeq, a predicted model, not a curated record